CCCUUCGCCAUUAAUUCCUGCCGAUUUAGGUGGAAUUUAAGGCGGUUUUACAAGCCUGAAAUAGCGGUUUUCCAAUCCCCAUAAAGUCGUUUUUAUCAUAUGGUUUCUGGUUAAUGGUUUCUGGCUUUAAAUUUGCCAACGACCUCUGUCUCUGUGGGGUUUAAUUGAUGGUGCAGACCAGUCUGGCGCCAUUAAAGGACCUGACAAACCUCUCCUUAACUUCCCCUUCACUUUAUAUACCACCCCACAAUGUGUACUCAAACCACGUUUGGACUUACAAAGCUCCUGUUUUUCCAUGUAAUCGCAGAAUUUCAAACAUUUUUGUCAUAAUGGGGCUGAUUGGACAGGGGUUUUAGGAACAGGGGUCUCUGGUUUUGGAACCUUUUGGGCUUUGGAACUGGAUCUUGUAUUGGUGGUUUCUUUGCACUGGUUUUUUGGCUCUGGGUUUCCAGGCCUUGAAAUUGGGGGGCUCUGGUUUAUUUGUUUUCUUGUGGUUUCUUAUUACGCCAGUGUGGUUUUGAGGCGAGUCUUGAAGUUCUGUGAUUGAUUAUUCGGCAAUGUGGAUUUCUUGGUUUCUAUUUUCGGGAAAUGUGGUUUUCCUACUUUCUGGUUGAGCUGCUUUCCCCAGGUGAUUCAUGCUAACCAGCGUUGAACAAGAGUGGACUGAAGCUUGAAACAGUGUUUCUAGCCCUGUUUCUGGUAUUUUGGCUACUCAUUUCAGAAGAGAAGCUUUAGUAGACAACCCAAAAGCAAGUUUUCCUCAGCAGUCUUACAAUGUCAACAAGGUGGAUCCUCCCAUGCUGAAUGUCCGGCAAGCUGUAAACAGUAAGAUCGUGAUUCCUCACACUUUACAAAACCUAUCUCUUGCUUCACUCUCAUUGCAUUUGGUUUUACUGUCUGUAUUCACACUUCCUAAGCUUAAUUGCUCCAUAUUCAGGUCACUUUUUCUAGCCAAUUAUAUACUUUUCUGGCUAUUUUCUGUCACCCCUAAAGUAAGAAGCUUAUUUAUCUCCAUUGAUUCACCAGCUAAACCAGAAACCUCUAGAUCCACAGCGUAAACUAUUCAGAAUCACUUCCUUUCCACAUUUUUGUAGUCUAAGACGCUAAAGCACUCAGAUUAAUUGGUUUCCGGCCGUUAUCGAACCAAAACCACAUAUAAUCAGUGGUUUUCCACCACCCCAAAGGCAAAAGCACUUAGAAUCGGCAGUUUUCCAUUAACCGAGACCCAGAACCACUUUCAAGCACCAAUUUCUGGCACCAUAAAACUGCCAACUUAAAACCACCGGCAAACUACACUCGCCAACUUCAAUCCCCACCAAACCGCUGCCCAGCCAACAAAAAACUGCUUUUGCUCACCAUAAAGCCUAUCUUUUGUGACCCCAAGACCGCUUUUCACCCCUCAUGGAACCACUUUCAGUCGACCCAAAAUCCCUUUUUGGUACCCUGAAACCUCUUUUUCCUGGUUUCAUGGAACCAACAACUGCCAUCUUAAUUUUGACGACGAUGGUGGCAUACUUGAUCUGGUUUGCUCGGAUCCGGCGGUCCCUAACGGGUCCACGGGUCUGGCCCCUUUUGGGCAGCCUCCCCGGCCUAUUCCAGAACAAGCAUCGCAUGCAUGACUGGAUCGCCGAAAAUCUCACCAUGUGUAAGGGCACAUAUCAAACUUGCAUUGCAGCUGUUCCUUAUCUCGCACGCAUGCAAGGCCUCGUGACAGUCACUUGUGAUCCCCGAAACUUGGAGCACAUCCUCAAAACCCGCUUUGAGAACUACCCAAAAGGGCCAACAUGGCAGGCGGUGUUCCAUGAUUUGUUAGGUGAUGGGAUCUUCAAUUCAGAUGGUGACACAUGGCGCUUUCAAAGAAAAACCGCUGCGCUGGAGUUCACAACGAGGACGCUUCGCCAGGCCAUGGCAAGGUGGGUGAGCCGUUCAAUCGAGAAUCGGCUGGUGCCGAUCUUGGCCUCGUGUCAGCUCAAGAAUGAGGCUGUAGAUUUGCAAGACCUCUUGUUGAGGCUCACCUUUGAUAACAUUUGUGGCUUGGCUUUUGGUAAGGACCCUGAAACCCUGAGGCCUGGCCUGCCAUUCAAUGGAUUUGCUUGGGCUUUUGAUAGAGCUACAGAGGCUACCUUAAAUAGGUUUAUCUUGCCUGCAAUUAUAUGGAAGUUGAAGAAAUGGCUUGGACUAGGGUUAGAGGUAAAUUUGAGAGAGAGUGUAAAGCAAGUGGACAAGUACUUGGAUGAUGUUAUUUGUAAGAGGAAGCUUGAGUUGUCCAGCCAGCAAGAGAGAGGGGCCACACAUGAUGACUUGUUGUCUAGGUUCAUGAGAAAGAAGGAGGGCUACUCUAAUGAGUUCUUGCGCCAUGUGGCACUCAAUUUCAUCCUCGCGGGACGUGACACAUCAUCGGUUGCUCUGAGCUGGUUCUUUUGGUUGCUGACUCAGCAUCCGAGGGUGGAGGGCGAAAUCAUCCAAGAAAUUUCGAGGGUCUUGACAGAGACUCGGGGACGGGACCCAGCAGCUUGGGUGUCCCGGGCUCUAGAGUUCGAGGAGGUGGACCGACUAGUUUAUCUGAAGGCGGCUCUUUCCGAGACUCUGAGGCUGUAUCCUUCUGUUCCUGAGGACUCGAAGCAUGUUGUCGCAGACGAUGUUCUGCCUGAUGGAACUUUCGUUCCCGCAGGCUCUUCAGUGACCUAUUCCAUAUAUUCUGCAGGGAGGAACCCUGCAGUGUGGGGUGCAGAUUUUCUGGAGUUUAAGCCUGAAAGAUGGCUAACCCCUGACAAGAAGGGCUUCGCAGGGCCCCUCGACCCUUAUGCUUUCGUAUCCUUCAAUGCAGGCCCCCGAAUUUGCUUGGGGAAGGACUUGGCGUAUUUGCAGAUGAAGGUGGUGGCGGCAUCUGUUUUGUUGAGGCACAGUCUGACUGUGGCUCCAGGGCAUGUAGUCCAGCAAAAAAUGUCGCUCACUUUGUUCAUGGAACAGGGAUUGAAGGUGCACGUCCAUCCUCGAGUGCUACCUGUAGGCGAGGAGGCAGCACUGGGCACCUGAGAUAUAUAGUUCCUAAUUUGAUACUGGGAGUAGUUAGGGUAGGACUCUUUGCACAGUGGACAUGAACAAGCUCCUCCUACUCUUCUCAGUUUUCUUUCCUAAGGGUGUUGAUAUAUAUUCUUUACUUUUUGUGUCUCCACCUUGGAGAAAAUUGCUAAAUGUUAAAGAACAGUUGUUUACGGCAAAUAUGAAAUAUAGUUUUUUUAUUUACUCCAGUGUAUACUUCCUUAGUGGUGACCUAGUACAAAUAUGGUUAGUAAAGACAUUUUCAGAGGAAAUUAUUUUA
Messenger RNA from Amborella trichopoda, 3322 nucleotides. Lineage: Eukaryota; Viridiplantae; Streptophyta; Magnoliopsida; Amborellales; Amborellaceae. The record is from RefSeq and is a predicted model, not a curated record.